Labrus bergylta (ballan wrasse) is the source of this 1868-nucleotide messenger RNA. NCBI's taxonomy places the organism in Eukaryota, Metazoa, Chordata, Actinopteri, Labriformes, Labridae. The record is from RefSeq and is a predicted model, not a curated record.
UCUGCUGUUCAGUGCAGUGCAGUCUCCUUCAGCUCGCCCUCCAACCGGUGACGCCUGCCUCGGCCGAACUUCUCCAGUAAAGUGACUUUUAGUGUACUGCUAGCCUCAUCCUCUACUGAUAUCAUGGCUGUGCCUCCCUGCUAUGCUGACCUGGGCAAAUCUGCCAAGGACAUCUUCAACAAAGGCUAUGGAUUUGGCUUGGUGAAGCUCGACGUCAAGACAAAGUCAGCCAGUGGAGUGGAGUUCAAGACUGCCGGUUCCUCCAACACCGACACCAGCAAAGUUGUGGGCAGCCUGGAAACUAAAUACAAAAGGUCAGAAUAUGGCCUGACCUUCACUGAGAAGUGGAACACUGACAACACCUUGGGAACAGAAAUCACCGUUGAGGAUCAGAUUGCUAAGGGCCUGAAGUUGACAUUUGACACAACCUUCUCACCAAACACUGGCAAGAAGAGCGGCAAAGUUAAGACCGCCUACAAGCGUGAGUUCGUCAACCUGGGCUGUGAUGUCGACUUUGACUUCGCCGGCCCCACCAUCCACGGCGCUGCUGUCGUCGGCUACGAGGGCUGGCUCGCCGGUUACCAGAUGACCUUUGACACUGCCAAAUCUAAGAUGUCCCAGAACAACUUUGCCAUUGGCUACAAGACAGGAGACUUCCAGCUGCACACCAAUGUCAAUGAUGGAGCUGAGUUUGGAGGAUCCAUCUACCAGAAGGUGAGCGACAAGCUGGAGACAGCAGUCAACCUGGCCUGGACCGCUGGCAGCAACAGCACACGCUUCGGCAUUGCAGCCAAAUACCAGCUGGACAAGGACGCCGCCGUCAGUGUAAGUAGAGCAGCAGAGACUUUUUUGCACGUAUACUUCCUAAUGUUGCUUCCUCUCGUCUGUGCAGGUGUGAAACUCACCCUGUCUGGCCUGGUCGAUGGCAAGAACAUCAACGCAGGAGGCCACAAGCUGGGUCUGGGCUUGGAACUGGAAGCUUAAGCUUUCCUCACACUGCAAGGGACUAGGGAAUAUCAGAAGAAUCUGGCCUUAAAAGUAUGUCCAACUCAAACCAGCAGGGGGAUAUCUUGGAGAGUAUCGUUCAAAGGCUACAACAACAAACUCGUUGGAGUACUACUUCAUCUUGGUACUUCAGUCAUCAGUAUAUUUUACCUUUUGUUGCUUUUUACUUUGUAGUAACAUCUGUUCAAGAGACAGCUGGUGGCAUAUAAUUUAUAAAUCAUGUCAUUGUUCCUGUCCAGCACUGCCAUAAUAAUAAUAUCCAAUACAAUCCCUUUGCCUGUCCUCAACUCUGUGUGGCUUUAUUGGAAACAAAAUCCCAGACACUCCGGUCUUAACGAGAACAGUUUUGUGUGGUGAGUGUCGUCAUCCCUUCUGAUUGUACAAUCAUGACCAUCUGAUAUUCCUUUGUCAUCUACAGUUUUAAUUUGCAAACCUUGUUAAGUACACUAGACUUUCUCUGCAAUUGUUUUAAAUAGUGCUGCACCCUUCCUUUCAUGCACACAAGGACAAACUAAGGCUCUGUAAACUUCUGUUUUGUGCCGGCCAUUGGGGUUCGUGAGAUGCUUUGAAGCUUCCUUAAACUGGGCAGUUUUUGGGUCGCUUAAAGAUGGGUUUGAGAGAAAAACCUGUAUGCUUGGCCGACCAAGCAGAAUUAGUCAUGUCAUUUUUUUUCUGUAAUCACAGAAAAUGGGAGCUACAUUAUAAAUGUUCACAGUAAUGCCAAACUGUCAUGGUGUGGAAGAGGUGUAACUUUAAGUGUGCACGUGUGGAAAGUCCCUGCACUGGGCUGAGACAGAGCCCAGAGGAAGUCAUGAGGGUCCUUAUGUGUAUGUAUAAAUUUUCAAUAAAGUCUUUGAACUUCA